This is a messenger RNA of Perca flavescens (yellow perch), 3407 nucleotides long. RefSeq lists its product as uncharacterized. The record is from RefSeq and is a predicted model, not a curated record. NCBI's taxonomy places the organism in Eukaryota, Metazoa, Chordata, Actinopteri, Perciformes, Percidae. The coding region runs from base 2028 to 3407 and encodes 459 amino acids. The transcript is spliced from 14 exons.
GCUCAGUGCAGGAACAGACUUCAUGGUGGUUUUUAACCGCUCACACAGCUGUUUUACAUGUAUAGGAGAGCCUAGACUUGAAAGGGGAGAGAGAGGGGGAACACCAUGCAGCAAAUGGCCCCAGGUCGGAGCUGAACCCGUGGGCGCUACGCGGAGGAUUAAACCCCUACACAUGGGCGCCCGCUCUACCAGGUGAGCCACCCAGGUGCCCUGCAAUUUGUAUCUUUAUAAUUUUAUUAGACCAGGUUCAUUUAGUGGGGUUGCGCGGUGUAUGAGACAUUCAUUGAGAGUUAACUAUGGCCAACCAUGGGAUUAAUCUCGAUUAGAAAUGUUAUGUGCUCUGUAAUCCCAAACAGUUGUACUAGCUCAUAAGUAAUAAGGUCAUAACAGUCAAAUGUCGUUAUGCAGUUGACCAAACUAUAAAGUGUUGAGGUCUGUUGAGAUUUAUGCCACUUUAAUUGAAGAGGGCUCAAUAUUUUAUAGGUAAUUUGUGUGGAACGCUCAAAAAGUUUAGGUAGUGUCAUGACGUUAUCGACGUCAUGACGUUCUGGUGGGUGGGUCAUCUCUCCCUCAGGAAAGCUGAGUCAGCCAUCUUGAAUUCCUUGAUGCGGGGAUGUUUGGGCCGCCCGUGUGGAUGUGGAACACAGUUUAAUUUGUUUUAAUUUGUUUGCAAUGCGCACUUUUAUGCUGCCCGCUUGAAACCACCACCACCUCCGUUUUUAUCAUUAGUCUUAUUGCCCUCGUUUUCUUAAGCGCCAUCUUAUCAUCACCUCUGAUUUGGUAAGUAACUCUAAUGUUGUUUUUGUUGUUUUUUUUUUAAAUUGAAUUUCUAUAGUCUUAAAUGUGGAACUGGGAAUACAUUUGUACAAUGUGCACAGUGAAUAUUUGUUGUAAAUAGUUUAAAAAUCCAAGUAAUUGUAACUUUAGAAGUUGUUAAAUAUGUGACAAAUACCUUACGUUACUUCAUCUUACAACGGUGUAACGUUAUCGGCGGGUUUACUGGAUGAACUACAUUUCCCAUAAUGCAUGUUUGCCCGGGACAUUGACGGUGGAGGAAAGUCCAUGAGUUUUCGCUGUUCGCCGGCAAUGCAAGUGCGUACUGCUCAAGUGUGUGGUUGUGAGAUCAUCUCGAAAUCCUUUUAACAGUUCAGAUAUCGGACUACAAAGAGUGCUACAAAGAGCCAGCUUUUCACCAUCAGACAGGUGUUGAUAGGAAUCAAAAGAUGGCUGCUGCCCAGAAGCAUGUACUGCGUGUGUAUGUUGCACGAGACACCGCCCUGAAACUUACUCUACUUGAGCGACCAAAGUCAGUAGAGGAGCUGAAAGAAAUAAUGCAAGAGAGGUUCAAGCCGAGACUGGAUGGGGACUUUAGCCUGCACUAUGAGGAUCCGGACUUUGAUGGUGAUCUUUGUCUUCUUGUGGACAUUCAGGAGUUACCAGAGAAGGGCACAUUGAGAGUCGUCAGACCUGAAGGUGACACCUCAUCUACUGCAUCUACUGCAUCUUCUGACACAGACAUUCUCCCACAUGUACCUGCGUUACAGCGCCAGAAGAGUUGGCCUGAUCACUUUGUUGUUCCUGGUUUUGGUUAUGAAAUGGAGCAUAUACUAGAAGAAGGAAAUCGCGUUUAUGAAGAAUCAGGAAAAUUGCUGAAGUUAAAGAGGUCACAGAAGAGUGAAAUCCUUAAAAAAAUGGCAGAAACGAUCUACAGUUUUAAACCAUACCCACAUGAAAAGGAAUUGGCAAUGGCUGCUCAAGCUUUGAUUACAGCUCAUCCAUGUCUCAGAAUGACGGCUGGUGAAGACGGGGAGUUGGGAUGGAAACGUCACAUAGGGUACAAGGUUGCGUCUUACCGUAACAAUCUGGCCAAAGCUGGGGUUGCAGAAGUAGCCAUCAACACAGGGAGGCGGAGCCGAAACAACCCUGACAAUGAUCACCCCCAUCAAAACAUAAAGAAAGCUUGAAAAGCUGAGGUCAACUACAUCAUCAACCUACCGAAGGAUCAAACCCCAGCCACUCUGGAAACAAUGAGAGAAGAAAUCAUACAUGAAGUCGAAAAGACUGAGAGAAACCAAUUAGUCAUAGGCAAGCUCAUGAACACAACCUAUGCCCUUCGUCGCCAAGAAAUCGUUGGAGCUCUUGUAGCUCCACGGGUGAGAGACGUCGUGGACAGAUGGCCAGCCCUACUUAUGGAGUCACAGGUGUUUGCAGAGUUCCACCGAAUCAACAACGUUAACCUGCGCAAUCAAUUCUACAAGGAGCUGGACAGACACGCGCCUAAACUCAUCACCUUGUUCAGAGACAAGGGCACCAAGACUGGCAAGAUAGCGGAGGAGCUAGCCAAGCUCAUGAGGAUUUAUGAGCUUCAGGAACAACGUGAUGUAAAUAUGAGACGGGCCCUCGUCCUUCGUGCACUUCCUGUGUACCUGCGUGAAGAUGCCUCCAAGUUUUUCAGGACCUGUAAUUCAGCAGAUGGUCCAGACCUCACUGACACUCCGGUGGCUCUCCUGACAGUUGUCACUGAUGAUACUACUGAUACGGCCCUCUUCAGCCCUGAGAGCAUCUGUAUUGUCGUGGAAGAUGAAAUACUUGUGAGUGGUCCCACAAACCUGGCUGACUCAUUUCUCCUGCUCUUUGGGUAUGUCUAUGCACUAGACCUACAGUACCCAAAGAAUCUCGAGCUUACAUUCACAUUUAUCCAAAAAGUUGUGAUGUGUCUUGAGGACAACAAACAAACCACUGAAAGGGCAUAUACACUGAGGACAGCACGCAGGGUGAUCAGAGAGAUGAUCCACCUGGACAUGUAUCACUUGUUGGAACUGCUGCUGCUGUGCCGCUCAGGACUCCAGGCUGAAGGAGAACAAGCCUCAACAGGCCUGACAAGUUCACAAUGUCUGUGUGUGUCUGUGUUUUCAGACCUGCUGCUUCAGCCCAACAUCUCUGUGUCCUCCAUGAACGGGGUCUCUGAGGCCCAGCAGCAGGGGUUCCAGGUGUUCAGGGGCUCCACCUUCACCAUCAGCUGCUCCAUCCAGCCACAGUACCCAGGAGGCUCCUUCCAGCUCACCUUCACCUCCGCCAACUCAGCACACAACUCCACCCAGCCAGCUGUCAAUCACUCUGCCAACUUCCUGUUUCCUGCUGCAGAGCCCUCCCACCAAGGAACAUACAGCUGUGUUUAUCACCUCUAUGUUUUCUCUCAUAACUUCUCCUCUGAAAGCCGUCUGCUCUCUCUCACCAUCUCAGUCUGGAUCUGCUCUGAGGGAAUGUGUAGCAUCAUCUUCCUCUUCCUCCAUCCUGAAUCUCAGCUGCUCAGGCUCUGUCAGGCUGGUGAAUGGGAGCAGUCUGUGCUCAGGCAGACUGGAGGUGAAGACAAACCAGUCUACCCAGCACUGGUCCUCAGUGUGUGA